Scophthalmus maximus (turbot) is the source of this 6575-nucleotide messenger RNA. It is a transcript of the gene rasgrp3, whose product is annotated as RAS guanyl releasing protein 3 (calcium and DAG-regulated). Gene Ontology annotation, biological process: Ras protein signal transduction; positive regulation of GTPase activity. Gene Ontology annotation, cellular component: plasma membrane. The coding region runs from base 1882 to 3993 and encodes 703 amino acids. NCBI's taxonomy places the organism in Eukaryota, Metazoa, Chordata, Actinopteri, Pleuronectiformes, Scophthalmidae. The transcript is spliced from 18 exons. The record is from RefSeq and is a predicted model, not a curated record. Gene Ontology annotation, molecular function: calcium ion binding; guanyl-nucleotide exchange factor activity.
AAAAAACGUGUAUCGCUUUAGAAUCGCUGACUGCCCCUUUAAGUUUUGACUCGUGUCAAAGGUUAUUAUGUAACCACUGUUCCCGUGGCGGCAGGUUUACACACAUUGGUUCAACUGAGCACUCGACUGAAUGUUGGACUGAGUUUAUAAUUAGUUUCAGUGUGUAGUAUUAGAGUAGGUUGUCAUUAGUGCGGCGUUAAGCAACGCGGGUGAAUGAACACGAGUAGUUUGUGUUUCAAAUUAUUAUUUGAUCUUGACUGGAAACAUAGCUUCUGAGGAGAAGCUGCAGUUCAGAGGUCAGAGGUCAAGCUCUUCAAAUAGUCUGCGAUGAAAACUUCUCGCGUCUAAAGUCACUGCAUUUAUUGAACCAGACCAGGAUCUUUCUCUAACAUUAAUCAGGGUCCACACAGACGCACGAAUCACUUUAAUAACGCGAGUGGAGAUUGUGCGGUGACAUCAGAUUCUUUUUACGGAAAACAAACACGUCCGUGAACAAACAGCUGUAAAAUUCAGUGUCAACGUAUAUGCAACUUGUCCGAUAGGUAGGUCAACAGCCUAUCUUUAUUAUAGACCGAAUCUGGGCCAAUUUAUCAAAAAAGAUCUGUACCAAUAAACCGCGACUGCAAAGAUGGUUUGCAGGGAAACAUAAUUGGGACUCAAUUAAGUUGAGUGCGUCGCGGUCAAGCGGAGUGAACGGAGUUGAAUCCGAGCGUCCUCGCGGACGCCGCCCGUAACGCGGCCUCUUGCUGGAACAGUGUGUGAGGGGGGGCGCAGUUGUUUGGGUCCUGCCGAGCAGCAGGAUGUGCCGUCAGUGUUUUUUGUUUGGCCGCACACUUUUAGACAAAACCCAGAGACAAAACAAUGUGCACCACGUCAUCGGGAGUGGAAUACGGGAUGGUCCUGCCUCUCACACAAGUACACAACAACAAUGCAUGGACACGGACACACACACACACACACACACACACACACACACUCCACCCUGCUGAGUGAAGUGGCCACCAACAGUAAUACCAAUAUUGAUAAAAAAAACAAAACAAUGAAGUCAGCUGAAGUCGUACUUGUAAAAACGCAACUUUUAAGCACACACACGCGUCACUGGACACAUUUGUCAUGACUGUUGCUGGGACGUGGGACAGGAAGACGCGCAGAAACAAACACCAACGUGCGCACGAGCAUAUUGUGAUUCGCUUCCUGCCCGGCUCUGUUCCACUUUACCUUGUGUGGUCCCUAUAUUUAGCUCGGCGCAGGAAGACCAACCAACACAGGCAGGAAAACUAAGUUUGGAAAGAAUCGAAGGAAGUCUAGUGGCCGCGCAGACAAGCAGCUCACACACUGGGAUCGGCCCGGGCUGAAUGUGCCACAGCGGCAGUUGCUGUAUGUGGCUGAGACGGACAAAGGGCCUUCAGAAAGACACUGGCCCCCAUCUGAAGAGGGAGUCGGGGAGAGGUUUUCUCUUGAUCCGGCACUGGCGCCCGGGCAGCGAUGCUGGGGUCAGCAGCACGCCUGUGGGUCCAGCUGGAUGUGGAGGUGAGCAGACCGGGCUGGAUUUAAACACGGACACGCGUGGAAGGUGGAGGCCACGGAUCUCUCCGCACACUGGCAGUCCCGGAUGAGGACUGCUGCUGCUCCAGGCUGCUGUGUUUACCAACAAGAGGAGGAGGAGGAGGUCAUAGCGUAGUAUCCACCAUGGGAGUCUCUCCGCUUCCCAGCCAAUAGCAGCCCCGCAGCAUUCGGCAGCAGUUGCAGCCGUCUCAUUGAAAGGACUCAUCUUUAACUUGGAUGGUUGCUGACACGCUGCUGUACAGGCGAGAAAAUCCAGACCGCUCCGGAGCCGCGAGUCAGAAGCGUUGACCUCCGUCCGUCCCCCAGCUUUGCACCAUGGGGUCGUCCACACUGGGAAAGGCAGCGUCUCUCGAUGCUCUCCUGAACGAAUGCAUUCAAGCAUUUGAUGACAACGGGGAGCUGCAGGCCAACCUACUUCCUCGAUGUCUGCUGCUGAUGCAUCGCUGGUACGUUACCUCCUCAGAGCUGGCCGGAAAACUGCUGAUGAUGUACCGUGACUGUCAUGGUGACAACUGCCAGGAAAGCAGACUGAAGAUUUGUUAUUUAAUGAGGUAUUGGAUCGUGACAUUCCCUGCAGAGUUCAACCUGGACCUGGGUCUGAUCAGGAUCACAGAGGAGUUCAGAGAUGUGGCUGGGCAGCUCGGCUGUGAGGAGCAUUUCAAACUCAUAGACAUCUCCACCAUUCCAUCAUUCGACUGGAUGCGUAAGCUGACCCAGCGGAAGAAGCAGGCGAAGAAAGGCAAGGCAUCCCUGCUGUUUGACCACCUGGAGCCCAUGGAGCUGGCCGAACAUCUCACCUUCCUGGAGUUCAAAUCUAUCCGGAGGAUAUCGUUCACUGAUUACCAGAGCUACGUGAUCCACAGCUGCCUGGUAGAGAACCCGACUCUGGAGCGCUCCAUCGCGCUGUUCAAUGGCGUGUCGCAGUGGGUCCAGCUCAUGGUGCUCAGCAAGCUCACGCCGCAGACCCGCGCAGAGGUCAUCACCAAAUAUAUCCAUGUGGCCCAGAAACUUCUGCAGCUGCAGAACUUCAACACUCUCAUGGCCGUGGUGGGCGGACUGAGUCACAGCUCCAUAUCUCGACUCAAGGAGACUCACUCGUAUCUGGCUCCAGAGGUUGUGAAGAUCUGGAGCGAGAUGACAGAGUUGGUGUCGUCCAGCAACAACUACUCCUGCUACCGAAAGGCCUUCAGCGAGUGCCAGGGCUUCAAGAUCCCCAUCCUGGGCGUGCACCUGAAGGACCUCAUCGCGGUGCACGUGGUCUUUCCCGACUGGGUCGACGACGGUAACAAGGUGAAGAUCCUGAACCUGGUGAAGAUGAACCAACUCUACAUGACCUUCAACGAGCUGGUGUCGUUGCAGAGCGCGGCGGCCCAGGUGGAGCCCAACAUGGACCUCAUCUACCUGCUAACGCUUUCUCUAGACCUUUACUACACAGAAGAUGAGAUCUAUGAGCUCUCAUUGCUCAGGGAACCACGAAACUCCAAGUCGCUGCUUGCGUCUCCAACGACUCCCAACAAGCCCCUGGCCCCGCUGGACUGGGCCUCCGGUGUCACCACCAAGCCGGACCCGUCUAUAGUGAAUAAACACAUCAGGAAGGUGGUGGAGUCUGUUUUCAGAAAUUAUGACCAUGACCACGAUGGCUAUAUUUCUCAAGAGGACUUUGAGAGCAUCGCUGCGAACUUUCCCUUCCUCGACUCCUUCUGCGUUUUGGACAAAGAUCAAGACGGACUGAUCAGUAAGGAUGAAAUGAUAGCGUAUUUCCUUCGGGCCAACCCGCUGCUCCAGUGCAAGAUGGGACCAGGGUUCAUCCACAGCUUCCAGGAGAUGACCUACCUGAAGCCCACCUUCUGUGAACAUUGUGCUGGAUUUCUCUGGGGAAUCAUCAAGCAGGGCUACAAGUGCAAAGACUGUGGCGUCAACUGUCACAAACAGUGUCGGGAGCUGGUGGUCCUGGCCUGCAGGAAGCUCAUCCGCUCCGGCUCGGUCGGCAGUGCCUCCCCGGCCAGGCUGACCCACAGCUCGCUGCCCAGCAGCCCUGCGAUGCCCACCUGCAAAGACGAGGAUGAGGUGUUUGAGUUCCCCGCGGUCACGUCGGCAGGUCCGUCCCUCGCCUCUCAGUCCAUCACCCUGAUGACCGGCUCGGCCCAGAGGAUCUCCGUGCGCCUGCAGCGGGCCACCACCAGCCAGGCCACGCAGACCGACCCCCUGUGGCCUGAACACAGCUGGGGGGCCGCGGACGGUGGCUCCCACACCUUCCCCAAAAUGAAAUAUAGGACUCACAGGAAGACUUCUAAAAACAAAGGUUUCGCCUGCUGGGAAAACCAGAAUGGCCGGCAGCACCAGGUGGCUUCGACCCGGUGCAGCCUGGAGUCUCAGGAGAGGCUGGACGUACAGAACGGGAUGACACUCAAAGGGGAGGACAGCUGACUUGGUAAGGGCCAGUCCCGAAGGUCCAGAAAGCCCCUGGCAGGAACCAGGAAGUUCUUCUCUCUGGGGGAGGUGCUGGGCUGCCUGCGGUCCCCCUUCAGUGACGCAAAGUCCUCGUGGCCUCUCUAGAGUUCGGCACGGAGCGAGCUACACGAGGACGCGGCGUGGCGGCCGGCGGGGGGGGGGGGGGGAGCAGCUCAGAGGACAACAGGCCGACACCCAUCUGGGGGAACGCUAAGAUGCAGCUUAGUCCCGGGGGAGUCGGUUCAGGAUGUACAUACAGUCAGCACUUUGUGAAAAGUGGGAAGAAGCAUACUUUUAGACUCGACAGAGACGUGGAGCCGGUUCGGUCGAGUGAAUGAUGGUUCCUGGGCAGUUACUUUUGAAACCCAGCGUGGGUUCAGCACCACAGAGUAAAGUCCUGCGUCAUCGGAGGAGAGCAGCAAGGACGUUGUGAGUGGUCCCUUUCCAAGUUGGAAAGGUGAGAGGAAACAGCGAAAGUCAAGCUGAAAGUGAAUGUUCAGGGCCUUCAACCCACACCCAGUUGGUAAUUGGUGAUUCUUCUUUUUUCAUUUGAACAGAACAUGUUGAUUUCAACUUGGACUUCAGUAACUGAAUACGGAGUCUCUUUCUUGUGACGCGAAAUUUCCAUGACACGCUAAAAUCCAACACAGGAGUCACAUUGAAAAGUCCAUCCAUUAUCUCCGCAGACAUUGGACGAGACCCAGGCUGCAUGUGUGCUGCCCUCUGGUGGAAAACACUGACACACUACACACUUCUGUCGUGUGCUGUGAUGAAGUGGCACGGCAGAUUCCCCUCGCAGUUCAUUCAGUUAUCAACGACAAAGAGACAAACGACUGUGUUUUUGCGCGGUACCUGCAUACAAAAAAAAAGAAAAGGAAAUGCGCAAUAAUUUAAUUCCGCGACAGCAAACAAAGUCUUGUGUCUCUUUCAGACGUGGUGGGGCUUUUACACACCUGUGCAUGGGGACUCGAGGUUUCAAAAUAUUGCACACGUGUUUUGCACAUUUUUUUUUGCAGGCAAAUGGCCUUUUUAUAAUGUCACCAUACAUUCAGUAAAUACAGUAUAGAACAAAUUGGAGUACACCCCUGGUCAAUAUACGUUCAAGGAAUUCAGGAAUUUAGAAUUGAAUACAAUUUCAUUUGUUUUUAGCCAAACCCCCAAAAGAAAGGCGAGAUGUUCUGCUGCUGUCGCUCUGCCUUCCUUUUUCAAAUCCUCUAAAGAUGCUUCUAUAUGAUUCAAGUCAGGAACGUAUUUGAUUUGACUCGGAUCAUUGUCACGCUUUGCCCCUCGAGACUAUUUCGGUACAAAUCUGCAUUCACGGUGCCAUCUCCAGGGGGCCCUGCUCAGGUCCAUGCCAAACGCGUUGGAUCUCGUCUGAUCCAGACACACUGAUCUUGGUCUUAUCAGACCAAAUAACCCCUCCGCCAACAUUCAUUGGGCUUAUUUUUUCGUGGUCUUCGUCAAAGUUCAAUCUGUCACCAACCGGUCAGACACCAGUUUCCUCAGAUAAUCCUUUUGUGUAAAAAGUGAACUGCCCUGUAUGACUCUUCCUGUGCGUCGUCGUCGUCGUCGUCGUCGUGUUCCUGCUGUUAAUAUGUUCACGAGUCCGCUGAUAAUCUUGGUGUCCUCUCCAUCGAAACUGAAACUUCAGACACACCAGGUUAUUUAACGACCUUGACCGUGCUCUUCGCCCUUCAGUGGAACUUUCCCAUUUGUUGUGUUCAGAUCGUACUUUGGGGCCUGUGUUUCCAAUGUGGUGUGUUUUUAUAUGUAUACAUACAAUCACAUACCUAUCAACCUAAACAUAAUACAAUCAAGGUAAGAUGGCACAAUUUUUGAAUCUUUUCACAUUUUUUGUUAUAGUGGUGUUCUCAUUUUUGGUGUAUAUACUGUAUAUAGUAAAGAUUUAUCCUGUGAGAUAAUCCCACUGUAAAACUGUCUGCAUGGAUUCGUUCACACACAAAUGUAGGAGACUAAUAAAUUACUCUUUCUCCUUAAAUACAGCAAACUGCAAUUAUUUGCUGGGAAAGUUACUUGUAUUUUUCUUAAUUUUGUUUUGAAAAGGUUGUCACUGCAAAUAAACUUCACAGUAUAGAUGUAUACAACAUAUUUAAUAAAAUAUUUUUGAAACAUAUUUGAAUUUAUUUAUAUAACAUAAAUAACAUAAUAAAAAUAAAGUCAUGAUAUUAGCCUGGAAGAGUGAAGUUGUAAACGAAUCAUAAUUCACAAUUUUCAAAGAAAAGGUCAAAAUAUUUCCAUGAGUAAAGUUGUAAUUUUAGGCUUCCUGUCCUUUUGGAGGAAUAUCAGCCUGUCCUGCGUUAAAAUGAGGAAUAUCAGGAACAUCAUAAGUGUAAAGACUUUGAAAAAUGUUUGCAUUGAGUAUUAUCAAUGUAUGUUAAUAAUAAUCUUUCUUUAUAUAAUUUGUUUCUUGUACCAUAAAGGCAUAUAAAAAUACUUAUUACUGCAUGAAGUAAUAAGCAAAAACAACAAAUUUUGUUCAGUAUUUGGACAGAGAGAAAAAAAUAUUUGAUUCAAAUAAAACCAGCUCUCCAGUACAA